Cyclocybe aegerita is the source of this 1131-nucleotide messenger RNA. The record is from the annotation of a GenBank genome assembly. NCBI's taxonomy places the organism in Eukaryota, Fungi, Basidiomycota, Agaricomycetes, Agaricales, Hemipholiotaceae.
AUGUCGGAAGAGCCUCUAUUCGACCCAUCGCUAAAGAAGCGAAAGAAGAAGGCCGUUGUCUUCAUCGAGGACCCACUCGGUGCAGAUGCGGAUCCUACAAAACCAGCACCGGAGACCAUCGACAGCACCACAAUCAGCGGAGAGACUGUCGAUCUUGGUCCGACGACUGCCCAUGAGCUCAUGAGCAAGUCGGGAGGAUCGGAGGCGAAGUCUGAGAAAAAGGAGAAAGAGGAUGAUGAAUUCAAGGCUAUGUUUGGCGAUGUGAAGAAGAAAAAGAAGAAGAAAGAGAUUCCUCUUGACUUUGGAGAAGAUUCUGGCACGUCGACGCCAGCGGCCACAGAGAAGGCCUCCAACGAUGCCUCGCAAGGACCCACAAUCACGGCCGACGAUAUCGACUUCUCUGACAUGAAGAAAAAGAAAAAGUCGGGCAAGAAGAAGGUCGAUCUCGAGGCCUUCGAGAAGGAGAUCAACGAGUCCAAGGCCAAGUCGAAAGACGAUGGCGCAGACGAGGAGGAGGAGGGCCUUGAGCCAGAUGGCUCACAUCUCGACAAUAUCGAUGAAGCUGAACUUGGAGACGAUCCAUUCGCCCAUGCAGACGCGCCCGUCGGAUUGGAUGCUGGGAACGAAGCUUGGCUGAAGAGCGAUCGCGAUUAUACGUACCAGGAGCUGUUGACGAGAUUCUACGCGUCUCUACACGCCGCAAAUCCGUCACUCCUCUCCAGUGCCUCCAAAAAGCGAUAUACGAUUGCACCGCCACAACUCUUCAGGGAAGGAAACAAGAAAUCCAUUUUCGCGAACGUUACGGAGAUCUGCAAGAAAAUGCACCGUCAGCCUGAACACGUUAUUGCGUAUUUGUUCGCCGAAAUGGGUACGACAGGUUCCGUCGACGGUGCCGGCCGCUUGGUUAUCAAGGGACGCUUCCAACAAAAGCAGAUUGAGAACGUUCUACGACGGUACAUGGUUGAAUACGUCACCUGCAAGACAUGCAAAUCGCCGGACACGCUCCUCACGAAGGAGAAUCGUAUCUUCUUCAUGGCCUGCGAGUCCUGUGGAAGUAGGCGGUCGGUUAACGCGAUCAAGAGUGGUUUCCAGGCGCAGGUUGGAAAGAGAAGCAAGAACAAGACGGGUUGA